AUGUCGCACACCCAACCAUCUCCCACGGCGGGGCCGGCGCAGCACCAUCCGGGCGUGAUGGUGGCGCAUCCUCCGGUCAAUGGCCAUAUGCCUCCCGCGGCGAUGCCUGCGCAAGGUCAGAAGGGAGUGCCCUUGACGACAGCUCAGAAGAUUGCUGCCCUGAAUGAACAAGUCUGGCUUCAAAUUGGAAGCCUCACCGAACUGAUGGGUGACCUGGAUGGUGCGAUGAACGCGUAUGAACAGGCUCUGCGCCAUAAUCAGUGGUCCAUUCCAGCCAUGAAUGCCAUUUCAUGCAUUCUCCGCACAAAGGAACAGUUCCCCAAGGCCAUUGAAUACCUGCAAAAUAUCCUCAAGCUCGACCCCACAAGCGGCGAGACCUGGGGUAGCCUAGGUCAUUGUCACCUGAUGAUGGAUAACUUACAAGAGGCCUACACCUCCUACCAGCAGGCCUUGUACCAUCUACGUGAUCCUAAGGAACCAAAGCUCUGGUACGGCAUCGGUAUCCUUUAUGACCGCUACGGAUCCUUGGACCAUGCCGAAGAGGCUUUCUCGCAGGUGAUGCGGAUGGCGCCUGAAUUUGAAAAGGCCAACGAAAUCUAUUUCCGCUUGGGCAUAAUAUAUAAGCAGCAGCAGAAGUUCAGCCAAAGUCUCGACUGUUUCAAAUACAUCGUCAAUGACCCUCCACGCCCGUUGACGGAAGAGGACAUCUGGUUCCAGGUGGGCCAUGUCCACGAGCAACAAAAGGAUUUCGACUCGGCGCAAGCCGCUUACCGUCGUGUCCUGGAACGUGAUCCCAACCAUGCCAAAGUCCUCCAGCAACUUGGAUGGCUGUAUCACCAGCAGAGCAACAGCUAUGCCAGCCAGGAGAAGGCGAUUGAGUACUUGGAGAAGUCUGUCAGUGCCGACAACAACGACGCUCAAAGUUGGUACCUUCUCGGUCGCUGCUACAUGUCGCAGGCCAAGUACCCGAAGGCGUAUGAAGCUUAUCAGCAGGCCGUCUACCGCGAUGGUCGCAACCCUACAUUUUGGUGCUCGAUUGGUGUGCUCUACUACCAGAUCAACCAGUAUCGCGAUGCUCUCGACGCCUACUCUCGUGCGAUUCGCCUAAAUCCCUAUAUUUCGGAGGUUUGGUAUGAUCUCGGUACCCUGUACGAGUCAUGCAACAACCAGAUUGCGGAUGCCCUGGAUGCCUACGGCCGGGCUGCGGACCUUGAUCCUACCAAUGUUCACAUCAAGGCGCGUCUGCAGCUUCUCCAGAGCCAGCUGUCGGGCUCGACCCAGCAGAACAAUGCCCCUGCGCCACAGCCACAGGACGUCCACCCCCAGGCUUAUCAGGCGCCGGGUGUCGGUGCUCCUCCCGCUCCUCAGUGGGGUGGCCCCGCGCCCGCUGCUGCCCCGGCACCAGUCGGUCCCCCUCCCCAAGCUCCCGCCCCUCCACGCCAGAUUGACUGGAGUCGGGGCGCCAACGAUCUGCACCCCCAGCAAGCGCCUUCCCUCGCCGCUGCCAAUGGCGUGGACCAGCGCGAUGCCAUGCGUGGCCCGGGUGCCUCUCAAGCCAGCCCCCGUCAAGACCCUGGCCGAGCAUUCCCGGACCCUUCACGCCCGGGCGCAUCCACUCGCUCGCCGAAGAUGGCCGGUUCCGGUGGCUAUCCUCCCCACCAUACCCUGCCUCAGCUGGGAAAUGGCCCGGCUCCCACCCACGAGCGUGGCCCUAGUGGCGGCAAUGCACCCUUCGGGUCUGGUGGCCGUGGUCACUUGCCUCCAGCCCCCGCUGGUCCCCCCGGAGGAGCACCCGGCGCACCCAACACUGGUGUGGCCCCUGGCGGCCCGGCCCCUCCUUAUCCUCACCGACCAUUCACCCCUCCGACGGAGAUUCGCCCCAUUCGCGACGAACGACCUUCUUCCCCCGGCGCCGGCUAUCCCCACCAGCAGUAUCACCACGGUCCCCUGGCCCCUGCUCCCCCAGGGGGCGCGACCGGCAUUGCGGCUGGUGCUCCUCCUCCCGCGUCUGCUACAAGCGCUGCUGACCAAGCCGCCCGUGACCGCGUGGAUGACCGCCCCCCGUCGGCUAUGAAGCGUGGCCGUGAGUGGGAGAGUGAGGCCGGCCCUAUCAAGAAACAGGCGAGCGAUGAGACCCGAGCCCGCCUCGAUGACCAGAACAGUCGCCGGCCCAGUCCGCCCGCCCGCCUGCCUUCUCCCAGUCAGAUGCAGCGACGUAGUUCCUCUGAGGCUCGUCGGGAGGAUGCUCGCCGAGCCAACGAGAACUAUCAUCCCUCCGAGGCGGCUCACCAUCCCCCCACGCUGCCUUCUAUUCAAAGCAUGCCUCCUCAUGCAGCCGGUGGCCCGGGUCUUCCUCCCAUGUCAGAGAGCACUGCUCCUCCGUCUGCCCCGUCCAAUGGUCCUCCUUCCUCUGCCCCUCCGGCGGCUCGCACACCUGUCAAGGAGGAAGCGUCCCGUCCUGAAGCGCCUGCCUCUCACGAGCCCGCUGCUCGAAAGAUGGACGUUGAUGAGGACUAUGAUGAUGAUGGUGACGAUGACAAGAAGGCCAGCAUCGUGGCCAAGGCUAGCCCCAACGGCAGCGCUGCCGGCGUCGGUCCUAAUGGAAAUGCCAUUGGCAAUGGUCGGCAGGGCACUCCUUCCAAGACUGAGACUGCCUAA
This is a messenger RNA of Penicillium oxalicum, 2658 nucleotides long. It is a transcript of the gene cyc8, whose product is annotated as putative transcriptional corepressor Cyc8. Lineage: Eukaryota; Fungi; Ascomycota; Eurotiomycetes; Eurotiales; Aspergillaceae. The transcript has 5 exons. Bases 1 to 2658 code for a protein of 885 amino acids. The record is from RefSeq and is a predicted model, not a curated record. Gene Ontology annotation, molecular function: protein binding; RNA polymerase II cis-regulatory region sequence-specific DNA binding; chromatin DNA binding. Gene Ontology annotation, biological process: regulation of gene expression.